Molecule: messenger RNA, 372 nt
Organism: Penicillium verhagenii
Lineage: Eukaryota; Fungi; Ascomycota; Eurotiomycetes; Eurotiales; Aspergillaceae
Exons: 2
Coding region: 1-372 (123 amino acids)
Source: RefSeq, a predicted model, not a curated record
AUGAGUUCUCGCAAGCGAAAAGAACUGGACCCCUUCAUGCGGACUCGGAUCUGUGAACUCCGGAACACAGCCCAAUGGUCCUAUGGCCGCAUCCACAAAGCAUACCCAGAUAUUCCCCUCUCAACAAUCAAAUCCACAUGUCAAUCACAAAAGAAGCGCGUCAAUAAUCAAUCGCGACCGAGAUCUGGACGGCCUCGGAAGGAUAAAUCUAGCGAAGGCUUACAGGAACACGAACAGGACCAGAUCCCCGAACAAAUACAGGAGGAUGAACGAAGCCAGCAGGCCCUAGAGGGCAAUGGUUCAGGAUUUCACCAGCAAGCUUCCACCGCUGAUUUGCGGGGCCAGCAAGAGGAGCAGGCUGUUGCGUUGUGA